Phalaenopsis equestris is the source of this 1374-nucleotide messenger RNA. Its product is annotated as 7-deoxyloganetic acid glucosyltransferase-like. The record is from RefSeq and is a predicted model, not a curated record. Gene Ontology annotation, molecular function: UDP-glycosyltransferase activity. Lineage: Eukaryota; Viridiplantae; Streptophyta; Magnoliopsida; Asparagales; Orchidaceae.
UUCGCCUGACUUAGCCCGGCUCGCCCGCCUCCCCUGCUUCCGCUUUCGCACCAUCCCCGACGGCCUCCCCGAAGACCAUCCGCGUCCCAUGCUCGACUUCCUCAACCUCAUGCAAUCUCUCAGCUCCUUCUCCCGACAGCCUUACAAAGAGAUCCUUACCCCGGCGUCCGGGAUCGAUCCCGAUGGCUGGCCGCGGGUCACUUGCGUCAUCGCCGAUGGCACACUAUCCCUUGCCUAUGAAGUACCUGCGGAGUUGGGACUCCCGGUCAUCUUCUUCCGCACUAGCAGCGCCUGUUCGUUCUGGGCUUAUCACUGCAUUCCCCUUCUUUUAAAGAACGGAGAGCUCCCUUUUCCAGAGGGCGCCGAUAUGGAUGAGUUGGUUCAAAAUGUCCUUGGCAUGGAGACGAUCCUACGUCGCCGGGACCUGCCAAGCUUCUGCGUUAAAGCACGAACCGCCGAUGACCCUGUGCUUCAACUCGUAACAAGAUCAGCUGCAGACGUUUCCAAAGCACAAGGACUCUUGUUCAAUACCACAGAAUCCUUAGAAGGUCCGACCCUCUCCCUCAUCACCUGCAACGUCCACAAAAACACCUAUGCGGUCGGGCCGCUCCAUGCUCUCCUCCCAUUCUUCACCCCCGAGAGCCACUCGGCCAAUCUCUGGGAGCAGGACCACGCAUCGAUGUGGCUCGACGCUCAGCCCCGCCGCUCUGUCGUCUACGUGAGCUUCGGCAGCGUUGCAGUUUUGUCCAAAGAACAACUCAGCGAGUUCUGGAACGGAUUGGUUAACUCCGGCUGUAGGUUUCUUUGGGUUGUGCGGAAUGAUUUGUUGGCCGAAGCUGCGGCUGCGGGGGAGGUGUUCGGGGAGUUGGAGAGAGGGAAAGUGGUGGGAUGGGCGCCGCAAGAGGACGUUUUGGGACAUCCGGCGGUGGGGUGCUUCUUGACGCACAGCGGAUGGAACUCGACGUUGGAGAGUUUGGCGGCGGGGGUGCCGAUGGUGUGCUGGCCUUUCUUUGCGGACCAGGUUAUAAAUAGCAGAUUUGUGGAGGAGGUGUGGGGGGUGGGGUUGGAUAUGAAGGAUGUGUGCAAGAGGGAUGUGGUGGAGAGAAUGGUGAGGGCGGCGAUGGAGGGGGAGAAGGCGGAGGAAAUGAGAGGUGCGGCGGCGAGGGUGGCGGAGGAGGUGAGAGGAACCGUGGGGGACGGUGGGUCGUCUCGACGGGAAUUUUUCCGGUUGGUGGACGAUAUAAGGGCCAUGAGCUUGCAUUUAGUUGGAUAAAAUUCCUGCUAUUAUAUUAUAUAUAAAAUUUCUUAUUGGAAUUUUAUCCAGUAAAGCGUACUCUACCGUUUGAAUAAAUCUUUGAUAAGUGAAGCUAUAAG